CACUCUUUCUAACUUCUGGGACUGCUCUUUGCGCAACUGCUAGCAUUUCUCCAGUGCAUGUAGCGACUCAACCCAGCUCCGGGUGCAGACCGCGGGGCUCAGAGGCCAGGGGCGCUGUCAGAACUGCGGCGGAGAGCCGCGCGAGGAGCUGGGCGCCGGCGGCUGCGGGGAAGCCCCCAACUUUCCACGGCCUCCGGUUCCGGUGCUGCGGGGCAGCCAAGUGAAUGGGGCGCAGUGCUUGCCCCGGUGGGGAGAACUGAAGGAGCCUCGCCGCCCCGGGUUCCCUAUCCCUUUUCUUUCGUCUGGUGCCUGGAGCCCUUUCUGUCCGAGCGGCCGCUGCGGUCGGUGGCUGGGGUGCGCGCCCAGCAGGGAAAGUCCAUCCGUUUGAUCAUGGAGGACAACAAUGACUCUGCAGAAAACCCCCAGCAAGGCCAAGGGCGGCAAAAUGCCAUGAAGUGUGGGUGGCUGAGAAAGCAAGGCGGCUUUGUGAAGACUUGGCACACCCGCUGGUUCGUGCUCAAGGGAGAUCAACUCUAUUAUUUCAAAGAUGAAGAUGAAACCAAGCCGUUGGGUACUAUUUUUCUGCCAGGAAAUAAAGUCCUUGAACAUCCCUGCAAUGAAGACCACCCAGGAAAAUUCCUUUUUGAAGUAGUUCCAGGAGGCGACCGGGAUCGGAUGACAGCGAAUCAUGAGAGCUACCUCCUCAUGGCGAGCACCCAGAAUGAUAUGGAAGACUGGGUGAAGUCCAUUCGCCGAGUGAUAUGGGGCCCUUUUGGAGGAGGUAUCUUUGGACAGAAACUAGAAGACACUGUCCGCUAUGAGAAGAGAUAUGGGAACCACCUGGCCCCAAUGCUGGUGGAGCAGUGCGUGGACUUCAUCCGACAGAGGGGGCUGAAAGAAGAGGGUCUCUUCCGGCUGCCAGGCCAGGCUAAUCUUGUUAAGGAGCUCCAGGAUGCCUUUGACUGUGGAGAGAAGCCGUCAUUUGACAGCAGCACGGACGUGCACACCGUGGCAUCCCUCCUUAAACUGUACCUCCGGGAACUCCCAGAACCAGUUAUCCCUUAUGCGAAGUAUGAAGACUUCUUGUCAUGUGCCAAGCUGCUCAGCAAGGAAGAGGAAGCAGGUGUUAAGGAGUUAGCCAAGCAGGUGAAGAGUUUGCCAGUGGUCAAUUACAACCUCCUCAAGUACAUUUGCCGGUUUUUGGAUGAAGUCCAGUCAUAUUCUGGAGUUAACAAAAUGAGUGUGCAGAAUUUGGCAACUGUCUUUGGCCCUAAUAUCCUGCGCCCCAAGGUGGAAGAUCCUUUGACCAUCAUGGAGGGCACUGUGGUGGUCCAGCAGCUGAUGUCCAUGAUGAUCAGCAAACACGACCGCCUCUUCCCAAAGGACGUAGAACUGCAGAGCAAGCCCCAGGACGGAGUGAGCAACAACAACGAAAUCCAGAAGAAAGCCAGCAUGGGCCAGUUACAGAACAAGGAGAACAAUAACACCAAGGAGAGCCCCAGUCGGCAGUGCUCUUGGGACAAGCCCGAGUCUCCCCAGAGAAGCAGCAUGGACAAUGGCUCUCCCACAGCCCUAUCCGGCAGCAAAACCAACAGCCCAAGGAACAGCGUCCACAAGCUGGAUGUCUCCAGGAGCCCCCCUCUCAUGGUGAAGAAGAACCCUGCCUUCAACAAAGGCAGUGGCAUCGUCACCAACGGGUCUUUCAGCAGCAGCAAUCCAGAAGCGGUGGAGAAACCCCAAACCACCCCCAAUGGGAGCCUGCAGGCUAGGAGGACCUCUUCGCUGAAGGGGUCCGGUACCAAAAUGGGCACCCACAGUGUGCAGAAUGGAACCAUGCGCAUGGGCAUUUUGAGCAACGACCCCCUCGGGAACCCCGUGAAUGGACGCAGCACGGGCUGGCUGCCCAACGGCUAUGUGACCCUGAGGGACAACAAGCAGAAAGAACCAGCCGGGGAGUCUGGCCAGCACAACCGGCUCUCCACCUACGAUAACGUCCACCAGCAGUUCUCCAUGAUGAACCUGGAGGACAAGCAGAGCGUGGACAGUGCCACCUGGUCCACCUCCUCCUGCGACAUCUCCCUCCCCGAGAACUCCAACUCCUGCCGCUCCUCCACCACCACCUGCCCAGAGCAGGACUUUUACGGUGGGAACUUUGAGGAUCCUGUUUUGGAUGGGCCCCCGCAGGACGACCUUUCCCACCCUGGGGACUAUGAAAGCAAAAGUGACCGGAGGAGCGUGGGCGGCCGAAGUAGUCGCGCCACCAGCAGCAGCGACAACAGUGAGACGUUUGUUGGGAACAACACCGGCAACCACAGUGCACUGCACAGUUUAGUCUCCAGCCUGAAACAGGAGAUGACCAAACAGAAGAUCGAGUACGAGUCCAGGAUAAAGAGCUUAGAACAGCGAAAUUUAACUUUGGAAACAGAAAUGAUGAGUCUCCACGAUGAACUGGAUCAGGAAAGGAAAAAGUUCACGAUGAUAGAAAUCAAAAUGCGCAAUGCCGAGCGAGCCAAAGAAGAUGCCGAGAAAAGAAAUGACAUGCUACAGAAAGAAAUGGAGCAGUUCUUUUCCACAUUUGGGGAGCUGACAGUGGAACCCAGGAGAACGGAGCGAGGAAACACGAUAUGGAUCCAGUGAGCCUGCUCUCUCCCGCCGUCUCCGAUGGCUCUGGGAAGGACUUGGGGAGUCUUGGGAGAUCGUAUGUGGGACCAGGUGGCUGGUCACCUGGCUGUACAGAGCACUAACUGGGGAAGAAGUAUCAUUUAUUACAGACAUUAACCAUCCAUACCUGCAAUGUGUACCAAAGUUAUACCAUGCCUCAUAAUGCUACUGUCAAGUGUUACAACUGGAUAUGUGUAUAUAGAGUAGUUUUUAAAAGUAAACUAAAAAUGAGAAGCAUAUCUCAAGAAGUAUUUUAUUGCAAGUCUUGUAUUUAAAAUGUUGAAUCAAUAUGUUGUUGCGAUUUAGCUUGCUUUCAAGCUUCACCCCUUGCACUUAACAUAAACUAUUUUUGGCAUUGUGUUAUCAUCCGCUUAUUUUAUAGAUCACUAUUUUUAUUUCCCCUUUUGCUGAGGAAAUGAAGAUAAGCAGAAAUAUAAAUAUAUAUAAAGAUAUAUGAGUUAUUAAAAUCAAAAGAAUACUUGGUGGCCGUGUUGUUUGCACCAAUAGACCUUGCCAUGACCAAAAAGAGAAAUGUAAAUAGUUUUAUAAACUACAGUUGGAUCAGCAGGGACCUUGGAAAUGCUCUUUAAACUCUGUCCUCACACCAGUCAAUUUGGCUUUGUGACAUGACUUGACACAGGCACUCGGAGAGUGUGUAAGAACGUCCCCUUCCCAAGCCCCAGUCUGCCUUACCAGAUCUAAAGAGCAUUUCCUAAGCAGGAUGCAGCAUACAGGGGAGACAGGUGACGAAUGGCAUUUGACCUUGGCCUUCUGGACUCUCUAACUGCUGGAUGGUUAGUAGGUGAAUUCUGUCUGCCUGUUGGAUGUUGGGAAACAAUGCUUGCCAAAUAAACAAUGCCUGUGUGAAGUCCUUCCCUCACCCAAAUCUCUCCCCUGUCCCCAGCAGUUGCUCUUGGCAAUGCCAGCAGUACCUAGUGUUGCUGAGGUCCUCUUCGUGAGUGUGCUCUAGUCGGUACCAUUUAGCAACAUUUUUCUCCCAUGCAGGCCGAUAUCAUGUGGGAUUCUCUCCAUACCACAGGCUGGCAGCUUGCAGCAAGGUGAUGAGGUAGGCCAGGGCACCAGGAGGAGAAGGAAAAUUAAAUUUUUCUGCUUUAAUUUUAACAAUGCCAUUUUAUGUGUUAAAAACAUGUUCACUCAUGAUAAUUGUAAAAUGUGAAUGGUUAAAAGUCCAACUUUGAGACUAUGGUGGACAUCAGUAAUGCUAAGUUUCUAGAAAUACCCAGGCUCUCUGGAGGUGGAGUUUUUGCUAGAAUGAUUCCUCACACUUCAAUAAGACAAUGAUUUUGAGAAGCCAAGUACAUAAAUCUCACAGCAGAACAAAAGGUCACAAAAGGUUUAAUCGGAAAUAAAGGCUACUUGAGUUUA
Lepus europaeus (European hare) is the source of this 4047-nucleotide messenger RNA. RefSeq names its product Rho GTPase activating protein 24 (gene ARHGAP24). The transcript is spliced from 10 exons. NCBI's taxonomy places the organism in Eukaryota, Metazoa, Chordata, Mammalia, Lagomorpha, Leporidae. The record is from RefSeq and is a predicted model, not a curated record. Gene Ontology annotation, molecular function: GTPase activator activity. Gene Ontology annotation, cellular component: focal adhesion. Gene Ontology annotation, biological process: negative regulation of Rac protein signal transduction; wound healing, spreading of epidermal cells; negative regulation of ruffle assembly. Bases 391 to 2637 code for a protein of 748 amino acids.